Durio zibethinus is the source of this 2608-nucleotide messenger RNA. Its product is annotated as protein CASP. The record is from RefSeq and is a predicted model, not a curated record. Gene Ontology annotation, cellular component: Golgi membrane. NCBI's taxonomy places the organism in Eukaryota, Viridiplantae, Streptophyta, Magnoliopsida, Malvales, Malvaceae. Gene Ontology annotation, biological process: intra-Golgi vesicle-mediated transport.
AAGAGAAUUCAAAAUGGACUGAGCCUAGCUAUAAACCAAGCCUUAAGCAAACAGUAAUAAGUAAGCUUCAAGUCCCAUUAACCUUGAAACUAAUUAACCAUCGGUAGCGAGAUUUAUUUUGAAAGGAACCUUGAAAAUCCCCAAAUUCAAUUAUCAGAUCUACCAAGUCCCAUAAAUCUUCCCCCAUCGUCGAUCUUAUCCUUAACGCUACUAAAAACAAAUAGAAGCAAAUUUCAAAUCCUGAGAACCCAUUUUCAUCCAUUUGCUGUGGUCACAAUUCCCCAAAAUGGAUGCUCCACAAGGUGGAUCCGACCGCGACAAAUCCAAUCCUUCCUCUUCUCCUGUUCCCGUCGUCUCCAAUUUCUGGAAAGAAUUUGAUUUGGAAAAGGAGAAAAGUUUGCUUGAUGAACAAGGACUCAGAAUAGCUGAAAAUCAGGAAAACAGCCAGAAAAAUAGGCGGAAGCUUGCUGAGAGUACAAGAGAUUUCAAGAAAGCUUCAGCAGAGGAAAAGUUAAGUUCAUUUAAUUCAUUACUUAAGGGUUACCAAGAAGAAGUUGAUAAUCUUACCAAGAGAGCAAAAUUUGGUGAGAAUGCCUUUCUGAACAUCUACCAAAAGCUUUAUGAGGCUCCUGAUCCUUAUCCUGCUCUUGCUUCAAUUGCUGAGCAAGACCUAAAAGUUUCUGAAUUGGAAUCUGAGAACCGGAAGAUGAAAAUUGAACUUGAAGAGUUCAGAACUGAAGCGAUGCACUUAAAAAAUCAGCAGGCUACAAUAAGAAGACUUGAAGAACGGAAUCGCCAGUUAGAACAACAGAUGGAGGAAAAAGUGAAAGAAAUUGUGGAGAUUAAGCAGCGCAGUUUGGCAGAAGAGAACCAGAAAACACUAGAAGUCUUAAAAGACAGGGAGCAAUCUUUGCAAGAUCAAUUGCGGCAAGCUAAAGAAAGUGUCUCAAACAUGCAAAAAUUGCAUGAACUUGCACAAAGCCAGUUGUUUGAACUUCGUGCUCAGUCAGAGGAAGAUAGGGCAGCAAAGCAAUCCGAGGUCAACCUUUUGAUGGAUGAAGUAGAGCGAGCCCAAACACGGCUUUUUAGUCUGGAGAGGGAGAAGGGGCUUCUACGGUCCCAAUUACAGUCAGCUCAUGAAGAGUCUGAAGACAAGAGAAGCAAUAAUGUAGAUUCAAAUACUAUCCUUGAAAACUCCCUAAGUGCCAAAGAAAAGAUAAUAUCUGAGCUAAAUAUGGAACUUCACAAUAUUGAAACCACCUUAUCUAAUGAGCGAGAACAACACAUGAACGAGAUCAAGAAAUUGAAUUCAUUGCUCAAUGAGAAGGAAGUUGCAAUUGAGGAGAUGAAGAAAGAGCUUCAAGUAAGGCCAACAGCAAAAUUGGUUGAUGAUUUGCGUAAGAAAGUGAAAAUUUUGCAGGCCGUAGGUUAUAAUUCAAUUGAGGCUGAAGAUUGGGAAGCAGCUACCAGUGGGGAAGAGAUGAGUAAAAUGGAGUCUCUUCUUCUUGAUAAAAACAGGAAAAUGGAACAUGAACUCACACAGCUGAAGGUCAAACUUUCUGAGAAAACAUCUUUGCUGGAAACGGCUGAAGGCAAAAUAGUAGAAGUCACAGAAAAGGUUAACGAACAACAAAGGUUGAUACAGAAGUUAGAAGAUGAUAUAUUGAAGGGUUAUAGUUCCAAAGAACGGAAGGGGACUCUUUUUGAUAAUUGGGAUCUUUCCGAAAGUGGAGGGAAUGAACUCUCUGAGAACACAGAUCAGAAACAAGUUUCCUCAGAUCAAGACCAAAGCUCGAUGCUGAAGGUUAUUUGUAACCAGCGUGACCGGUUUAGGGCACGUUUGCGAGAAACAGAAGAAGAAAUAAGGCAAUUGAAGGAGAAGAUAGGCGAGCUAACAGCAGAACUGGAGAAAACAAAAGCUGAUAAUGUUAAACUUUAUGGAAAGAUUCGCUAUGUCCAGGAUUAUAACCAGGAGAAAGUAAUUUCUAGAGGAUCAAAGAAGUAUGCAGAGGAUCUUGAAAGUGGUUUCACCUCAGAUGUUGAAUCCAAGUACAAGAAGAUAUAUGAAGAUGAUAUUAAUCCCUUUGCAGCAUUCUCAAAAAAGGAGAGGGAUCAAAGAUACAAGGAGUUGGGAUUCAGAGACAGAAUCACACUCAGCAGUGGACGUUUUCUAAUGGGCAAUAAGUAUGCUCGAACAUUUGCAUUUUUCUACACAAUUGGUUUGCACAUUCUAGUCUUUACUUGUCUAUACAGAAUGUCAGCCCUAAGCUACCUCAGCAAUGGCUCUGAGGAAGCCCUCGUUGGAGGAAAAACUACGGACCUCCCACGUGGACUUUAAUUUCAUCUACCCAUGCCAUAUCUUCAUUUAUUUUGUUCCUGUGAGAGGAAUGCGUCGUUGAAAUUAUGUACAGAAAUUUCAGACUGUACCAUGUAACAGAAUGAUGUCGUGGUGGAUAUAGUUUAAUAGUCCUCAAUGAAAGGGCUGAUCUUUUCUUUUUUUUUUUUUUCCUCCCUUUUAAUUUCAAAGAAAGCCUAAGCAGCUCUAAUGCAUUUAAGUUGAAAAGUGAAAUGUGGAUUUUUAUCUUUUCUUUUCCUUAUAUCUAAUUUA